Messenger RNA from Mastomys coucha (southern multimammate mouse), 8955 nucleotides. RefSeq names its product protein phosphatase 1 regulatory subunit 12B (gene Ppp1r12b). Bases 155 to 3283 code for a protein of 1042 amino acids. NCBI's taxonomy places the organism in Eukaryota, Metazoa, Chordata, Mammalia, Rodentia, Muridae. The record is from RefSeq and is a predicted model, not a curated record. Gene Ontology annotation, cellular component: Z disc; cytoplasm; A band. Gene Ontology annotation, biological process: signal transduction. The transcript has 25 exons. Gene Ontology annotation, molecular function: phosphatase regulator activity; enzyme inhibitor activity; protein kinase binding.
GCGGUGCUAGUAGCGGGAGGAGUAAAGAUGGCGGCGCGGGGGCCUCCGCCUUCAUUCCCUGGCUGAAGCCCUCCGAGGGAGGCAGCGGUGGCCACACAGGGCUACCAACAGUCUUGUGGUGGUAGUUUUGGCAGCAGCUGCGGAAGCUCGAGCCAUGGCGGAGCUGGAGCACCUGGGAGGGAAGCGAGCAGAGUCGGCGCGAGCGCGGCGAGCUGAGCAGCUGCGGCGCUGGCGGGGCUCGUUGACAGAGCAGGAGCCCGCGGAGCGACAGGGCGCGGGGCGCCAGCUGCAGACCAGACGCGGGAGCCCCAGGGUCCGCUUCGAGGACGGUGCGGUCUUUCUAGCUGCCUGCUCCAGCGGGGACACGGACGAGGUGAAAAAGCUUCUGGCGAGGGGUGCGGACAUCAACACGGUCAACGUGGACGGCUUGACAGCCCUGCACCAGGCCUGUAUUGAUGAAAAUUUGGACAUGGUGAAGUUUCUGGUGGAGAACAGAGCCAAUGUAAACCAGCAAGACAACGAGGGCUGGACACCCCUGCAUGCAGCCGCUUCCUGUGGUUACCUCAACAUAGCAGAGUAUUUUAUUAGCCAUGGAGCCAGUGUGGGUAUCGUGAACAGUGAAGGUGAAGUUCCUUCUGACCUUGCAGAGGAACCAGCCAUGAAAGAUCUUCUUCUGGAGCAAGUAAAGAAACAAGGAGUUGACCUAGAGCAGUCAAGGAAGGAGGAAGAGCAGCGGAUGUUGCAGGAUGCCCGCCAGUGGCUCAACCGUGGGGAAAUAGAAGACGUGAGGCAGGCUCGCUCAGGGGCCACAGCGCUGCAUGUAGCUGCUGCCAAGGGUUACUCAGAAGUUCUCAGGCUUCUCAUUCAGGCUGGCUAUGAACUCAAUGUUCAGGAUCAUGAUGGCUGGACUCCUCUCCAUGCAGCUGCGCACUGGGGAGUAAAAGAGGCUUGCUCCACCCUGGCAGAAGCACUCUGUGACAUGGAUAUCCGGAACAAACUGGGCCAGACACCAUUUGAUGUGGCUGAUGAAGGUCUUGUGGAGCACCUGGAGAUGCUUCAGAAGAAGCAAGAUGUGCUUCGAAGUGAAAAGGAGAAACGGAAUAAACUCAUCGAGUCAGACCUGAAUAGCAAGUUUCAGAGUGGACUUUUUAAGAACAAAGAGAAGAUGCUUUAUGAAGAAGAGAUCCCCAAGUCCCAAGAAACAGAGGAAGAAAACAAAGAAUCCAGCAGCUCCAGCUCAGAGGAAGAGGAAGGGGAAGAUGAAGUUUCUGAGUCAGAAACUGAGAAGGAGGCAGAUAAAAAGCCAGAAGCCACUGUCAACCAUUCCAACUCUGAAAGCAAGAGUCGGAUCAUGGAGCAGACCCCAGCCCCAGCUCAGAACACCUUCCCUGCCUCUUCAGCUAGGAGAUUGUCCAGUCUUUUCAACAAGGCAGAAGAGCCUAAAGAUGAAUCUCCUUCGUCAUGGAGACUGGGACUCCGAAAAACCGGUAGCCACAAUAUGCUGAGUGAAGUGGCCAAUUCCAGGGAGACCCUACGGGAUCGAGGUUCUUCCAUCUACCGUUCCUCCUCAAGCCCUCGGAUCUCUGCUUUGCUGGAUGACAAAGAUAAGGAAAGAGAAAACAAAAGCUAUUUCAGUACGCUAGUACCCCGGAGGCUCAGCAGCACAAGUGACAUUGAGGAAAAGGAGAACAGAGAGUCAGCUGUUAAUCUAGUAAGGAGUGGCUCGUACACCAGGCAGCCGUGGCGGGAUGAAGCGAAGGGAAAUGAAACCCCACAGACAAUCGCUCCUUCCACUUACACGUCAACUUACUUGAAAAGUGCUUCAUUUGGUAAAAGUAGUGACCCCACAAGUCCCUACAUUUCAGCCAAUCGCAAUUCAUCUCCUGCUACCUCACCCAUUACCACUGGUUCAUCAACCUCUCGGGGCAGCCAGUGGCAACCUGCCUCUUCUUGCCCUGCAUCAGUCAGUACAAACACUCCUGCAUCUGUGCAGCACGUCAGGACUCCUUACAGGUCCCAGGCCGACUCAACAGCAGAGAAGACAGCAGACAGCGUCUCCUCCAGCACCCCACUGUGCGUGAUCACAAACCGUCCUGCACCAAGCACUGCCACAACCAAUGGCAUUCCAGCUGCCACCUUGUUCUCUGCUGCAACAGACUCCUCUGUGGAAGCCCGGGAGAAGAGGAGGUCUUAUCUGACUCCUGUACGGGAUGAGGAGGCAGAGUCCUUACGGAAAGCACGCUCCAGACAAGCUCGGCAGACUCGAAGGUCUACUCAAGGUGUUACCCUAACAGACCUCCAGGAAGCAGAAAAGACUUUCAGCCGAUCGAGGGCAGAGAGGCAAGCUCAGGAGCAGCCUGCUGAGAAGCUUGAAGAUCCUGCUGGGCUUGAAGGGAGCACCAAGAAGGAGCCAUCCUCAGCCCCAGGGAGGGAAGCUGCCGAGGGCCAGCAGCCUUGGGGCAGGAGUCUGGAUGAAGACCCUAUCUAUCAUCGCCUAAGGUGUCCAACUCAACCAGACAAACCCACAGCCCCAGUUUCUCCUUCUGCUUCAAGACCCUCACUGUACACUGGUUCUCAUCUACUGCACACAAGUAGAGCUUCAGUCCCUGAUUCUGAGGGACCAGAGACUACCACACACGCCACAGCGGCAAAGGAAAUGGACACGAGUGAGAAAGAAGAAGCUGACUUGGAUGAUCAGUCCUCUAACAGGCUGUCUAUCCGAGAGAGGAGACGAGCUAAAGAUCGGCGAAGAGGCACGGGCAUUAACUUCUGGACAAACGACGAGGAUGAAACAGAUGUCUCUGAAGAGGUCAAAGAAGCAUGGCAUGAAAGACUUUCUAGGUUGGAGUCAGGAGGCACCAACCUGACCAGCAGCGAUUCUUACAGUGACCGUGCCUCAGCAAGAGCCCGUCGGGAGGCCAGGGAGGCUCGUCUAGCCAGCCUGACCAGCCGGGUAGAAGAGGACAGCAACAGGGAUUAUAAAAAACUCUAUGAGAGUGCCCUGACUGAAAACCAAAAACUGAAAACAAAGCUUCAGGAGGCCCAGCUAGAGCUUGCUGAUAUAAAAGCCAAGCUUGAGAAGAUGGCCCAGCAGAAACAAGAGAAGUCCUCUGACCGGUCCUCAGUGCUGGAGGUGGAGAAGAGGGAGAGGCGAGCGCUGGAACGGAAAAUGUCGGAAAUGGAAGAAGAGAUGAAGGUGUUAACAGAACUGAAAUCCGACAACCAGAGGCUGAAAGAUGAAAACGGUGCCCUCAUCAGAGUCAUCAGCAAGCUGUCCAAAUAGCUGAGGCCAGGUCUGGGAGGAGGGGACGGCAUUUGCUGCCCACCCUUUAUUUCCAGCUGUGGCCCUUGUCAGUCACCUCCUCUGCACUGUACAUUGUCUCUGCACUCUCCAUGCCCCAUUGCCCCUGCACCUCUAUCCCAAGUUUUACGACAUUUUAACUGAAGCAUGACUGUGGCCAUUUCAAGCAACCUGGAGAAAGCUUUGUGGGGUGCACCAAGCUCAGCUGUGGCUCCCAGCUUUCUGCUGCUUUGUCCACAUUGGCUUGGGUCCAGAUAUGUAAGGCUUUGACCCAUAGCCUUUACACUGACCCACUGUUCUUUAUAUAGCUGAAUCUUGUGGUGGCCACUCUGGGAUCCUUUCUGGGGUGCCAAGAGAAAGGGUGGGAUGUGGGAUUGCUCUCUGGACUGCCUCUGGAGCUGUUUGCUCCCAGCCCAAGGUGACGUGGCUCUACUCUGAGGCUCUGUGUUACUCACCUCUCAGGAACUGACUUGGUUUUACUUUCCUAUCAGGAACCUAGGAACAUCGCUGACCAGUCUUAACCUCAUUUCUCCCUCUCCACAAGGCCAAGGCAGCCUUGGACUGUCUUGCUCCUUUUCUUUCUGUCCUUUGGUGAUUUCUCCUCCCACCCUGAUGGUGUAAAAGCUGAAACCAAGCUCCCGACCUCAGCUGUUUGAAAACUUGUCACUCAGCUGCCUUGGUGCCAUGACCCUAUCCCUGCGAAGCUAGAGGAUGGCUUAGGGGUUAGCCCAUUGUUCAUAUCUCCCACUAGUCUGCUUACAAAAUGAUUUCCUGAACUCUUCAAGUUGUACAAAUAGUAUGCAUCUACAAUCCCAUCACUCGGGAAGCUAAGGCAGGAGGAUCAGGAGUUUGAGGCCAGCUGCCUGAGUGAUGAAUGCUCCAGUCUGCCUUGCUUCCCUUGGCUUUGUUCUCUUCUCCUAAUGAGAAGUGGAGUCGCUGCAAGGAGGCCUGGGCAAGAGCCAGGGUGGAAGCUAGACUAGGGAGUGGAAGAGGCCAGAGACAUGGAGAGCAUCCGAGGACAUGUGGAGCACUGGUGCUUAUGCUGCCAGGGUGGUGAGAACUUGCUUUCUGGGGUCAUAUUCAGGGGAGAGAUCCCUUCUUAGAAGCCAGGAGGAGAGGUGACUGCUGGGUAGAGACUGAAGAUGAAGAAGAGUACUUGUGGACUCUUAGGAGUGGCAAGCCCCAUAGCUCAUCUGGCCCAGCAUCCCUGUGCCUCCCUGCUGCCAUAACUCUGACCUGUGGUCAGCCUCUGGGAGUUAUGCAUGUAUUACUUGAACUUUGGGCACCUGUACUACAUUUUUUACUAAUAGAAGCUGAGGUCUGCUGCUUCCGGGCAGGAUAGCACACUAGGUAUGGGUGGGUAGUGGUCUCUGCUCACCUAGUCCCUUGAGUCCCUCUCAGAUGUCGUGAUUUUGAUGCCUGGCACAUCUUGACCUCUAGCGUCUAGACAAGCAGCCCUUUAGCUUAUCAUGAUACAGCCUAUAUAGAAUACUCCUUAAUUCCAGCACACAGUUAAACUGCUAGCUCUUGUCGAUGAUCCAGUGCUGAUGGGUAUAAUGUGGAUUUUGUCCUUUGGUUCACAUUAAAGGACACAUCCUUUAGUGCCUCAUUGUUUGAGGGCUGCUAGUGAUGUGGACCAUUCUAACACUACCUCUUGGUUUCUCUCAUGAAGACGCCAUGGUCCUUUUUGGUGGCCCUUGCAAACUUCAUGUGCUCUUAAACAGAAGUUGUAAUUCAGGGUCCCUGGUACAGAAUAGGAACUGUAUCUCCUCUGACACUUUCAGUACAUGUAAGAUUCUCUUUUCCAAUUCAACCCGUUCUUCUGAGGAGUCUUGUGUUGGACUGCUCUAACUCUUGUGAAACACUGAGCCACAGUGAGAAGGACCUGCCCUCUGCUAUAGGAAGCAUCCCCUUCUUGCUAGGAGACAUCAACAAGAUGCCAGCCAACCGAUUCUCCUAGCACGGGUUGUACACUGGGAAAGAGGGAAUUGCUGCUGCCUCAUUCUUCGGAAGAGAAAACAUGCUUGUAGGAAAACAGUUUGAAAGGAAACAGUUUAUAGGAAAACUUCCUCCAUUCACAGGCCAGGUUGGAGUUGUAUGCCUUUGGGCCUUUUGAAGUGUAGGAAAGGUUCUCAAAAACUCACAAACUGGCAUUAUACCCACUGCUAUAUGUGGCCUUCAUGUUAAGAUGCCACCUCUUGCCGGGAAGGUUUCCUUGUGACAAGCUAUUGACAGGCCAAGAGCCCAUCAGAGCACACGUGGUCCCAAGCCAUUCCUGGCAAUUCCUUUCAGGCCACCAAUUUUAUUAGAAGCAUUGUGAAUUUGGUCUCUUCCAGAGAAGGGAACUCCAUUUCUUCAAAAUCAUACUGACUGAAAGCCCCCAUGAAAGACAUGGCCUCCUGAGGCCAGCUGUUGUGAGUGUGUAGUCUCCCUUGCCUGUGUUGCUUGGUUGGCCAGUUAAACACUGUGGGUCUCCCCAGUGGCCACCAGCCUCACCUGCUGGCUUCCCAUGCACAGUCUUGUGGCUGGAGCUUACUGUUCCGCUGUGAGCAGGCUGGCAUGCAGGAAGGACUCAGCCUUGUCACACCAGUCUUCAUGGGCCAUUGACAGGGACAGGAAUGUUCUCAUUCAUUUGACAGCUUUCACUACCCACGCCACCUUUGAGGGUACUCACUGGUCAGUCAGUCUCUGGCUGGCGUCUGCCUAUUUGACUUUCAGGGGUUAGAGCCUUUCCAGACAGUUCCUGGGGGUGCUGGUCCCCAGCUCCAUCCCAGUCUCUAGGGGAAGAGCUAUGCGCAUUCAAGAGUGUUACCUCUGAAGAAUCUAUCUUGGAGCCACACCUCCCUGUGUCUGUCCAGCAGUGGGACAUGCUCUCACCCUGCUUUCCCUGCCUCUGUCCCAGUCGUCAGUCCUGAGGUGCAAGGGUUGUUCAGUGGGGUUGCUGGCAGCUUCAGGAGGUACAGGAGCAGCCUGUGGGCCUCAGAACAGGAUAGGAACUAGAGUGAAGGGCCUCUCUAAGCCAUUCCCUCCGCGACUCUGCUCUCUGUCCCCUUUGCAGCUUUUCCUAGCAGAGACAACUCCAACCAUUGCUUACAUGCCUUUUCAGUCUGUCCAGAUCCAUGCCGAAGUAUAGCUGUAGCUAAGUUGCCAUUCUAUUCUGAAGAUAGGUGCAAGCCUCAAACAAUAUAGGUUCCCUUGAUCCAGGAAAUGAGGCAGCUUUGAGGGCAGGAUACUUAAAGUCCUCUUAGCUUAAAAUUCUGUGAUUUAUUCAAAGAUGAGGACUUUUUUUACACUUAAGAUUCCUGCUUCAAAAAUUGCUUAACUUAAGUUCAGUCCUGCUUUUGGGGGAAAAUUCAAGCUGUUUAAGACUGGCCUGUCAGGGUCACUCUUCCCUCCGUGGCGGAGAGAGUUUCACAUUGAAAGUGAUUGAAUAGUGGUGUGGUGGUGGUUAGGUAAAAAUAUUACCACCCCGCAGAGAUGGAGAUCAGAGCUGGGCGGGAUGGACAGACCCGCAGGAGGACACGGUGUGCAUCACUAGGAAAGCAGCAGCUGCUGCUGGGUCUGCUCAGGCACCUCUCCUGGAUGUGACCAGCACGGCUUCUCAGCACCCAGGCAGCAGGAGAGCCUUCCUCUGGCUUCUGUGGAAGGUGCUCUUCCCAGGAGACACCAUGGCCACAGCCCAGAACGCUGCCCAGCUCUAGCCAGAUGCCUCCAGUUGGGGCUUGGCUGUGAGGAAAGGGACAAACCCUGGAACUGGGUGCCUGCAUGCUGUCAUGGGUGAAAGGCAGGCAGAGGGUCUGUGGAUGUGGAACAGGGUGGAGGUCGGAGCCUGGGAGAAAGGAAGCUGGGCUUCUGCACCUGGAAGUGUGUUCCGGCUCACUGAGUUCGUCCCUCAGCUCCAGCUGAGCGAGAUUUUAAUCGGCUCCUCUAAUGGGUAUUGACACUGCUCGGAGCAGUCGACUCUGUCAGGGACAACUAUUGAUUGCUUGUGUUCUGAUUAGAUUGGAAAAAUAGAUCAACUUCAUUAUAGCCCAGAAGCUGUCACUGUCACAGCUACAAAGGAAUGAAGUGGUCUCUGAGGGCUGAGGAAAGUCCAUUGGACUCCUGACAAGCCAGAGAGUAGCUGGAAGCUGGAGCCAACGUCUCCUUGAGAGCUGUGGUUGAGGGUCACAAAUCUCCUGAGGUGCCUUGCGGUCCACCCAGCUCCUGGAUGCCCAGGUCUGGCAUUUCUUGAUUAGAAUGGGAAUGCAGAUAGCCUAUCCCAGUGCGCUCUGUCUCUUGCUCCUCAUUCACCCUCCCAGUUUCUCAAAGCACGUCUAGGCUUAUCUUCCAGAUUGGGAAUCUGCCAGAACAACAUUUUGUUAUUUUGCCUCUAAAUUUUCCACUAACGUUUCCAAUAAAAUUUUGCUUGGGUGGCCCCUUAAGUGCUACCAAGAUGCUAACCUAGGCCUCUCCAAAGUAAGCACAUACUCCCUCCCUCCUCUCAGCUCCCACCACACGCCUUAGGCCUUGCUUUUCUACACGUGGACUUGAUGGUGCUCGAGGGAAGAGGUUUUCCAUUAAUCAGCCAAGAGUCCUUGAGGAUUUUCAAAUGCCAACAGCAUGUCAUUCCGCCCACCACCCAUGGCUACCCCCAUCUACUUUCAAAACUCCCUGGCUGUGCUAGCAGCCCUCAAAGGCCAGGUUUGGCUUAUAGGUCAGCACGACCCCUCUGUCUCAGGGUCGUGUCUGCUCAUCCUAUCUUUUUUGAAAGAUGUGACUGGUGCUAGCUGAAGGCAGAAGUGUCUCCUCAGCACAGGCUAGACGAGUUUGUUUGCAUAGUGACAGCCACGCGGCCAGGAGAGAAGAUCCACAAAAGGCCGGACCAUGAGGCGUCAGAAGAGCCUCCGACAUGCUCUUGAACCCAGAGCUGGGGAAUCAGAGCUUGGAUUCUGAACAAGGGCCACUCAAGCUGGCACCAGCUUGACUCUCUCCAGAGUGCAUGUGUCUGCAGAAGUUACCCAGACUAUCCUAGGAUGGGGGAGACUGCGUGAAAGCAGUUGUAGGAAACAGGGUCCAGGGGGAAGAUUCUGAGAGGAUGCCCCCAGCCAACAUGGCCACCUUCUAGUCAGCCUCCCUUGAGCCCUUAGCAACUCAGCCCUCCUCCUGGCUGGUACCUUCAAGCAGAGCCAUGAUUUCUCUGAAGAGGGGAGCAAUGUGUGAGCAAUGACUUUUCCCUCUGCAGGGUCGGUGAUUCUGACCCCACCUUUGGCUUUACGGUUUUCUUCCAGGCAUGUGUCCUCCGCUCCGAUCCUGGUCAGCACUUUGGCACUAACAUUUUGUAUUUCCUCUCUCUACCCUUCACCCACACUUAGUGCACCAUGGGACUGUUGGCCCGCUGAGUUGUGGAUUAACUUCAGUCAACUGUAAAUACACCUGGGGGAGGCCCCUGAGGGAGGGGAAGCCAGACUGGCUUUCCAAACUGAAUGUAUUUUUAUGCAAUUCUGAGUGGCCUUUUCAACCCUGAGAUGGAUGGAUUUGUUUUACUGAUUGUUGUUAUUAGUAUUAAGUAUUCUGUGUUUGAAAGUUUGAGAAUAAUAUUCACAUCUAUAAGAUGCCUGUAAACACAACAGUAUUUAUAAAUGAGUAAAUAAAACUGUGUUUUACCUUUGUGC